AUGCCAAAGAUUAAUGAACUCGAGUGGAACACCGCCCUAGCAUUCGCCAACGUUGACGUAGACCAAGUUGCAAAGGCCGAUGCCAACAACAUCUUUAAGCUCACUCAGGAGAUUGAGGCACUCGUCAAAGAGGACAACGCGAGCUUGGCCAAAUUCAAGAUCAAGGAGGUUGGGAACCUGAAGGACCGCACGGCCGUCCUAAAUAUGGUGAAGAUGUAUCUCUCUACAGUCAAGCAGGGGCUUUCGUCCAUCAAAAAGUUCACCGAGAAGGAGCUUAACGAGCAGCUCAUCGUCGCCAUGCAGUCAAUCAUCCUUGCGUCCAGAUCUCUUCCUUGCGAGAAGCUUCACCCAGUAGUCAAGCUGUUCGGGUCCAUCUAUGGCAAAAAGUUCAUUGACCAGGCCCUCAGACUACCCUCGUCCGAUCAGGCUGGCGGAAAGGAUGCAAACCCCAAAGAUCCUCUAACAAAGGCUGAUGACCAGCUCCGGUUCCUUCUCUUCCAGAACGAGCUGACGUCGGAGAGGGUCGAUUUGGAGUACAACAAGAUACGGAUGCGUGUUAUGAAAAUCCCGCGACAGCAGGUGCCUGCUCCCGUCCCAGUGGCCUCCGGACCAUCCGGGGCAGGGCCUAUCGAUUCUCUGAUGCCCAGCAGCGGCGGCGGCGAUGCCUUCAAUGGCAAUGGUGGCGAUGCCGGCAAUAUGGAUUCUGACGGAGGUAUGCCAUCCCUUCUCCCCAUCCCUGUAUCCAAUGACGACUACAAUGAAACGUGUUUCCCUCCUGUUAAUAAUAACGUGGACGAUCCGUUUCCCACAAGGGAUAUCUGUCAGAUAGACAACAAAUCAGAUGCAUUCAGUGCUGGGCCUGCUAACCCAGACCCCUCUCCAGAUGACAAGCCCCUAACAAUGGACUCCUCCAUCCAGGACAUGCUCAGAAAGCUGAACAACUACUGA
Messenger RNA from Giardia duodenalis, 948 nucleotides. RefSeq lists its product as uncharacterized. The transcript has a single exon. Bases 1 to 948 code for a protein of 315 amino acids. Lineage: Eukaryota; Fornicata; Diplomonadida; Hexamitidae. Gene Ontology annotation, biological process: protein transport. The record is from RefSeq and is a predicted model, not a curated record.